AUGUGAAUAACAGUCCAUAACUUGAUCAUUAGACCUCCAUUUCGUUCCUCCAAAUCCACCUCCAUAUCCAGACAAACAUACACAUACAUCUCGCUCAGAUGUCCCUCAAAAACCCUCCCUCCACAACCCACUCUCCCCUCACCCCCAUCUUCGAAUCCUUCAAAUCCGCCCUCGACACCCACCACGACCGCCGCGAACGCAUCAUAAAAGCCUCGCGCGACAUCACCGCCACCAGCAAGAAACUCAUCUUCGCCCUCCACCGCACGCCCACCCCGUCAACAGCCUCCUUCCACAGCACAAUCGCCGCCUUCUACGCCUCCAUAGCGCCCGAUCUGCACGGGCCCAACGCGCAUCGCUACGCCGUGAACCUCACGGGCGCGAAUCAGGAAUAUAUCGAGGCGCUGUGUUUCGAGCGCUACAUUACUACGCGCACGUUGUUGUCGUAUGAGGAGUGUUGUGGGGUGUUUGCGCGGCUGGGUAUCUGUGUGGGUGGAGGUGUGGGUAUCGGGGUGGAGGAUUAUGUGCUUGGGAUGUGUGAUUUCACGGGCGAGGUUAUGCGGGUUGGUGUUUUGGGGGCUGCGGAGAGGGGUGUUACGGGUGGGGACAAGGGGCAGGGAGAGGAAAAGGGGCAAGGGAGAUUGUUGUUGGAUGAUUUGCGUGAUGUGAGGAUGGUGCUGGAGGCGCUGGAUGUGCAGGAGGGGAGUUGGUUUGGAGGGCAGUUGGAGAAGAAGAUGGUUGUUGUGAGGCAGAGUGUGGAGAAGGUGGAGAAGGCGUCGUAUGAGCUCGUGAUACGGGGCCGGGAGAGGCC
Messenger RNA from Pseudovirgaria hyperparasitica, 808 nucleotides. Its product is annotated as Translin. The transcript is spliced from 2 exons. The record is from RefSeq and is a predicted model, not a curated record. Gene Ontology annotation, molecular function: RNA binding; sequence-specific DNA binding; RNA endonuclease activity. The annotation marks the transcript as partial. Gene Ontology annotation, cellular component: nucleus; cytoplasm. NCBI's taxonomy places the organism in Eukaryota, Fungi, Ascomycota, Dothideomycetes, Acrospermales, Acrospermaceae.